Molecule: messenger RNA, 6037 nt
Organism: Syngnathus typhle (broad-nosed pipefish)
Lineage: Eukaryota; Metazoa; Chordata; Actinopteri; Syngnathiformes; Syngnathidae
Gene: kdm6a
Product: lysine (K)-specific demethylase 6A
Exons: 29
Coding region: 307-4710 (1467 amino acids)
Biological process (GO): regulation of gene expression; heart development
Cellular component (GO): MLL3/4 complex
Molecular function (GO): chromatin DNA binding; protein binding; histone H3K27me2/H3K27me3 demethylase activity
Source: RefSeq, a predicted model, not a curated record
CAGUGUGACACAAUUACAACAACUUUGAGCCGAUGGUUGGGGAAGUUUAUGAUAUUAUCAAAUUACACCCAGUCGUAAAAAAGCCAACGUUGCAUCCACACCAUGCACACAUCGGCGCCGGGAAUCACGCUGUUAUAAUGAAGCGGGUGGAAGCUAACUUGAAGGGCUCGUUUCCUUGAGGAUUUGGAAAGAAAAAUACGCUACGCCCCGCGCGAGUUGCAGCGAACAAGGUGUGCAACUCCUCCGUUGCUCGUGUCGUCUCGCCAGCCGGGCUCGGCUCCCCGUUGCUUAUUCAACUUGUCCACCAUGAAAUCGUGCGGAGUGUCGCUCGUCCCUGCCGCCGCCACCACCGCCUCCUCUUCGGCUGCUGCGCGGAGCUUGAGCGCCACUGCUAAUGACGAGGAGAAAAUGGCGUCGGCAAAAGCGAGUGAAACCGAGGAGGACUUUCCGACGCUUACGACGCAAGAGAAAGAGCGCCUACUCGGAAUGGACAGUUCACUGUUUGGAUUUCAUAGGCUUCAAGAAGAUGGCGCCAGAACGAAGGCCUUACUGUUAAAGGCUCUUAGCUGCUAUAACAACCUCAUCCUGAAAGCAGAAGGGAAAGUAGAUCCUGACAUUUUCUGCCAACUCGGCCAUUUCCACCUCUUGUUGGAGGACUAUCCAAAAGCAUUAUCUGCAUACCAGCGGUACUUCACUUUACAGCCGGACUACUGGAAGAAUGCUGCCUUUUUAUACGGGCUCGGCUUGGUCUACUUCCAUUACAAUGCAUUUCAGUGGGCAAUCAAGGCGUUUCAGGAGGUGCUCUACAUUGAUCCCGGUUUCUCUCGAGCUAAAGAGAUUCACCUGCGACUUGGACUCAUGUUUAAAGUCAACACAGACCACGAGUCCAGCUUAAAGCAUUUUCAGCUGGCUUUGAUCGACUCAAACCUCUGCACUUUGUCCAAGGCUGAAAUUCAGUUCCACAUUGCUCAUUUGUAUGAGAUUCAGAAGAAAUAUCGAGCAGCGAAAGAAGCUUAUGAAAGUCUAUUGCAGACGGACAAUCUUCCUGCUCAGGUGAAGGCGACCACACUGCAACAGCUUGGCUGGAUGCAUCACACGGUGGAGCAGCUUGGGGAUAAAGGCACCAAGGACAGCUAUGCCAUCCAGUGUCUGCAGAAGUCUUUAGAAGCAGACCCAAACUCUGGCCAGUCCUGGUACUAUCUUGGCAGGUGCUACUCUAGUAUUGGCAAAGUGCAGGAUGCAUUCAUCUCCUAUCGUCAAUCCAUCGAUAAGUCAGAGGCCAGCGCUGACACCUGGUGCUCCAUAGGGGUGCUCUACCAGCAGCAAAACCAGCCUAUGGACGCGCUGCAGGCCUACAUCUGCGCCGUACAACUGGACCACAACCACGCUGCUGCCUGGAUGGACUUGGGCACACUUUAUGAGAGCUGCGGACAGCCGCACGACGCCAUCAAGUGCUACGUCAAUGCCACGCGCAGCAAGGCCUGUGUCAACACUGCCGCGCUUGCUCAACGCAUCAAGCUGCUGCAGGCUCAAUUGUGUAACCUACAGCCAGGUAGUCUGCAGAAUAAGAGUAAAAUGCUCCCUAGUAUUGAGGAGGCGUGGAGCCUGCCCAUCCCUGCUGAGCUCACGUCCAGGCAGGGGGCCUUGAACGCUGCACAGGCACAGCAGGCUUGUAAGGGGGAGCUAGCCCAAAGCACCAGCAAUCACAGCGACCUACAGGCCAGUCCUGCCAAAAAGAAACGCACUGCCAGCCCAGCCAAAAGUGUUGCGGACUUGUGUCCAAACAGCGCCAAUCAACAGCCGGUUCACAGCUGGUACCUUACGCCGCAGAAGCUUCAGCUUCUGGAACACUUGCGAACUAACAGAGCCAUCCUCAAGCCCCUCCAGGUGCAGAUGCUGGAUCAGCUGGAGAACCAGUUUUCACUCAUGCAGCAGCAUCAACAGCAGGUGAGGCAGCAGGCAAUGGCGGGUGCCCAACUGCAGCCCAGCCUUUCCAACGGUCCUCAGGCCAAGUCUCCCAACUGCCGCGAAGGCCCCCCCUGCUCCUCCCCCCUGAAUCAGGCAGCCAUCAGACCACCGUGUGCCGUCCAGCCUAGGGCCAACGGGUCAUGCUCAAGUCCAUCAUCUGGGCCACUCGACACCCAGUCUCCUGGCGGGGACCACGCGAUGGUGUCGGGAGGUGGCAGCACAAGCAACGGAAACGUGCCUUACGCGCAGCAGAACUCUCUACCUCACAACUGCACAGCCGUCAGUCACCCCAGCACCAGCAGCGCUAGUCCCGCUCAUUCAGACGAGACAUGGAGGAGCCCAAAUCGCAGCGCUAACACUCAGGGGCUUCACAAAGGUCCAGGUUCACAUUCGGCAGGUCCCAAUGGAGAACCCCCUUUCUCUUCCUCCUCCUCCUCCCCGCAGACCUCAUUCUCUUCCUCGGCUAUUCUCAAUCAGGUGGGACAUUCUUCUGGGCCCUGCACUGCCUCAUCCUCUGCCUCCUCCUUAUCCCCCACCUCUCCCAGGUCCACCCCCAACCACUUGUCCUCGCCUCCCCACUCCAUCACUACCUCAGGGCUCCACACCAAAGACAAUGCGCCUUCUGGGGGUAACACGGGAGCAGCCGCCUCUCUGACGUUGGGUCCAGAAACCGUCACUGCUGCAGGGAUCACCCCAAAUCCCGGCGCCACUCCUACGCAGGGAUUGACUAAUCACAUCCAGCUGCGGGUGACAGACAGACCUGGCUCUCCAGCCCCCAGUGCGUCCAUUAUAGACAAUCCUCCACUCUCAGGCUUGCAAAAGGGAAAAGCCACCACCACCACCACCACGAAUGACGAUAAUAAUAACUGUAAUAACCACGGAGGGCCUUUCUCAGCAAAAAUCAACAAUGUCCACGCGGAUGCUGCCAAUGCUGUGUCGGAGAACUUCUUAGCAUCCUCGCCAAUGUCCACCACCACUACUACCGCUGUGCAAUCUCCCAAUAGCCUCUCCUGCCUUAACAACCAGACCGACAGUCAGGGGCCCACAGUGAAUGGGAAAGAGGACUCUCACAGCCCACAAAAGGUGGAGACUCCAGAAAGGGUUCCGCACAGACACUUGGCCCCUGCUGGCCUGGCUCCCUGGUCUUCUGUGUCCAUCUACCCCAGCUCCAGUGAGGUGCUCAAAGCGUGCAGAAACCUGGGCAAGAACGGUCUGUCGACAAGCAGCAUCAUCCUGGACAAGUGCCCGCCGCCACGCCCCCCGAGCACCCCCUCCCCUACCCUGCCAAAGGACAAGCUCAACCCGCCGACGCCCAGUAUUUAUUUGGAAAACAAAAGGGAUGCUUUUUACCCUCCUCUCCAUCAGUUCUGCACCAACGCGUCUAACUCUGUGACAGUCAUCAGGGGUUUGGCAGGAGCCCUUAAACUAGACUUGGGCCUUUUCUCCACCAAGACGCUAGUGGAGGCCAAUCCCGACCAUCUGGUGGAAGUGCGUACCCAACUGGCUCAGCCUACCGACGAGAACUGGGACCCCAGCGGCAGCCGCAAGAUGUGGCGCUGUGAGAGCAGCCGCUCACACACCACGAUCAUCAAGUACGCCCAGUACCAGGCCUCGUCUUUCCAGGAGUCGCUACGGGAGGAGAAUGAGAAGAAAAAGGAGAUGGAAGUAGAGGCAGCCUCAUCUGACAGUCGGCGAAGGAAAUGUCCUUUCAAGCACAUCAAGUUUGGCACCAACAUAGACCUCUCGGAUGAAAAAAAAUGGAAGCAGCAACUUCAGGAGCUGACAAAGCUGCCAGCCUUCGCACGGGUGGUAUCAGCGGGCAACCUGCUCAGCCACGUGGGACACACCAUCCUGGGCAUGAACACGGUGCAGCUCUACAUGAAGGUUCCUGGGAGCAGGACACCAGGUCACCAAGAGAACAAUAACUUCUGUUCGGUAAACAUCAACAUCGGCCCUGGUGACUGCGAAUGGUUUGCUGUGCCCGAACCAUAUUGGGGCGUCAUCAAUAGCUUCUGUGAAAAGAACAACAUCAACUUUCUGAUGGGCUCCUGGUGGCCAAACCUGGAAGACCUGUAUGCCACCAACGUGCCCGUGUACCGCUUCAUCCAGCGCCCCGGGGACCUGGUGUGGCUCAACACAGGCACCAUCCACUGGGUUCAGGCUAUUGGCUGGUGCAACAACAUUGCGUGGAACGUGGGACCCCUCACAGCCCAUCAGUACAAGCUGGCCGUAGAGCGCUACGAGUGGAAUAAGCUGCAGAGUGUCAAGUCCAUUGUUCCCAUGAUCCACCUCUCCUGGAACCUGGCCCGCAACAUCAAAGUGUCCGACCACAAGCUCUUUGAGAUGAUCAAGUAUUGCUUGCUGCGGACUCUAAAGCAGUGUCAGAUGCAGCGAGAGCUUUUGUUGGCCGGUGGGAAGGAGUUAGUGUGGCACGGCCGCACCCAGAAUGAGCCUGCGCACUACUGCAGUAUUUGUGAGGUGGAGGUGUACGACCUGCUCUUUGUGACCAGUGAGAGCAACAGCAGGAAGACCUACGUGGUGCACUGUCAGGACUGUGCCCGCAGGGGGAGCCCCAACCUGGACAAUUUUGUGGUGCUGGAGCAGUACAAGGUUGACGAGCUCAUGCAGGUCUAUGACAGCUUCACUCUGGUAAGUGCGUCUGACAGAGCAAUACGUAAGCCGCUUUCCCGUGACACUUUUUGGGGAUCGUACAGUCACAGUUCCUCAGGACCUCCAACCUAGUUCUAGAACACAAGCCCAGGAAGGUCAUGACAUCACUGUCAUCUAAUUGGCCAGCAGAUUUAGGCGUUUUCCAUGAAGUGAUGCAGCAAGGAACCUGACCGCAACACACCCAUGUAUUUAUUUAUUUGGGGCUGGAAUUGUAUUUUCAAUCUGAAAUCAUUUUAUUGAUUGCAUACCAGUUGAUGGUCGGCAAAGUAUUACCACACGCUUCCAUGUGUUCUUGAAUGUAGCAGGGUGUCGCAUAACGCGUGUUCUUCUCCCACGUGUACUCAUUUGGCGUUUGGUUUUAGCAGCCAAUUCACUAGUCAAAUUGAGUCACUGCCGAUUUCGUACUCGUGUUUGAUUUGUGUUGAGAUUUUGACGGAAGGAACAUUUAAUAGAUUCUCUCCAAAGGUUUGAAAGACCCUGAACGACAUCAUUUUACAAAGCCACCAUUUUGUUUUGUUCUUUUUUUCCUCCGUACACGGUGUCAGCGCAUUUAACUGAUAAUUAGUCGUUUUCUCCUCAUAGGCGAGUCCAUUGCCUUCCUCGUCUUGACGCUGAUGUUCUUCUGGACAUUUUUUUCUAUCCACGCAUCUUUUCAUUGUCGUCGUCAAUCUCAUUUAGGAAGUAAGCCGUCAGUCCUCUUAAAGCUCGCUCUGUAGCGUUUUCCCAAGGCAGCUAGCUGUGCGUAAGCUGCGCGUCUAUGCAACUCGCCUCCCCCCCCAGUGGACUGGAGGGGGGGAAGGCAGCUCCUCCUAAAGACUGUUCCACUGCUGGACUCCCAACAUGAAAUCUAAGAGUUGUACAUAUUAUAUGGUUUCAAACCACCCGACUACUGACUCUUUGGUUCUCAGUUCUUUUUUUGUUCCGUUUGCCAUCACCUAGCUGGUCUUUUUUAUAUGUUAGUAUAAAUAAAUGAACAUGUUUGUAAUGUGAACAGUUGAGUGAUGAAGUCUUGGCGACAUUUCCCCUUUUUUUUUUUUAUAUAUAUAAUUUUGCUGGAACGAUGUUGAUAAAUCAUUUGUAGACACAAGGCCACGUCACAGAGAAAAAGGGUUGCACAUAGGUUUUUUGUUUUUUUUUGUAAAUGUACACUAUUUAUAAAUGCAUAUUUAUUGCUUGGAAAUAUUUGUUGAUGGAAUGCUGUUUUAUUUUUUCCCUUUUUCAAUUUGCUCUCCAGAAUACCUGCCAUUACAUUUAAAGGAGCUUUGUGAUUUUUGAGCAGAGCUCCUGUGUUUUGUAUAGAAAUAAAAAUGCUUACAAAGCAUCGUGCAGAGACCUGAUCUUCAAUUGGGUUUGUUGUUUGAAGGAUGUUUUAUGCGUCAAUAAAUGAAUUGUCUAUUAA